This is a messenger RNA of Erythranthe guttata (spotted monkey flower), 1626 nucleotides long. RefSeq names its product Plant basic secretory protein (BSP) family protein. NCBI's taxonomy places the organism in Eukaryota, Viridiplantae, Streptophyta, Magnoliopsida, Lamiales, Phrymaceae. The record is from RefSeq and is a predicted model, not a curated record.
GAACUCAGUGUUCACCACCAAAGUUAGAUUCCAUAAUAAUAUCUGAAUACUUAAAGAGUACUAGGAUAAGUGAAAUCUAUAAACAUAUUACAACUUUAGUUAAAAUACAAAAUAUAAUAAUAACAAACUAUUAGGAUCAAAACGUAGUAUCCGACGGUUGUUAAGCUAGUAAAACUUUAGCUAGUUGAAAUCAAAAUUAUUAUCAAUAACAUUCCAAUCAUUAUGGAAUAAACAUUAUUUGGUGGAAAAUAAAAUAAUACAGAAUGUCUACAAAUUUAAUAUAUAAUCGGACACUCACCAAAACCAAAAGUAAACCAUGUCUACACAUACACACACAACUCUAGCGUGUCACAUGGCAACAUACAAAUUUUAUAAAUGAAAUUAGUUGUCAUAAGGGCCCUCACAUCUAUUUAGUCAGCCACACAUUAUUCCAUUUGGUCAUCUCAACUAUUGUACAUCUCCAAUUCCAUCUAAAUUUCCAUUUGCCACAAUUACAAACAUGGAGGACAACCACCACCUAAUCCGGCCACUUCUUCACCCUUCCACCACAAACGCCGCCGUAACCCCACCACUAGAUGACCAUGUACACCACAACCUUAUGAACCCCAUCUCAUCAAACUCGGGCAUCAUUUUCCGCCUCUCGUUGGUGGCCUUUAUCGGCAUAGUGUCCAUAUGGGCGAACCAUGAAGCCUCCAAAGGAUACUCUGUAACAAUCGUCAAUGAUUCCGGCCAAACAGUCGCCGGAAAAAGGUUCCAUCUUUUCUACGUCUCGAACGAUGAAGCCACGCGUGUUGUCGUCAAGGCAAGUAAAAUUAUCGAAAAUUUUCUUUAUCCCAAUCACGAUAAAAUUAUUCCCUCUAGAAAACAAGUCAAACAUAUAGUUCUAAAAUUAUCCGACCGGAAUUUGACGGAUAAUUAUGCCGUUUAUUCAAAUACGGACCGUGAAUUUGUACUCACCAUAAGUCCUUCAAUUAUGGGAGGUGCAAAUUUUCGUCACGACACCGUUCUAGCAAUGCAACGAGGUGUGGCGCGUAUUUGGCUAUGGGAUGGUCCAACAAAUCUAAUAAACGGUAUUGUGGAAUAUAUGGUCAUCAACAACCUAGGUGGUUCUUCCGCCGCCUCUUCUCGCGCCGACAGGGCUGAGCCGCCACAAUCAGCCACCGCGUGUUGGAAGAACGAUGACUCUAGGGUGGUGGCGAUGUUCUUGAACAACUGUGAGCGACGCCGCCCCGGAUUCAUUAGAAGAUUGAAUCAAGCUAUGAAAAAUGGAUGGGAGGAUGGCAAAUUGGAUGGAGCAUUGGGCCAGCCGGUUCAAAAUCUAUGUGCAAGUAAUAAUGAGUCGUUAAGGUACAACUUCUCCAGCGUGUAGUACAUCAGGGUUGUAUCCAUAUGUUAGUUUGAUUUGAGUGGGUGUCACAUUGGCCAAUUGCCACAAGAAAGAGAAAGAAGCAAUUAUUGGCUGGAGAGGGAGUUCAGGUCCCACCACAUCACAAGGGAGAAGAAAUCAACGGUGGAGAUUGCUUUGUUUGGGCCUGAUGCUUUAAUUUAUGGGGUAAUGGCAAAUAGACCCAUGACAAGGACACUUAAUUAAAAGAGGGACAUCCAACUUUUUUGUCUUUCAAAUAA